Molecule: messenger RNA, 546 nt
Organism: Rana temporaria (common frog)
Lineage: Eukaryota; Metazoa; Chordata; Amphibia; Anura; Ranidae
Gene: PCLAF
Product: PCNA clamp associated factor
Exons: 4
Coding region: 83-475 (130 amino acids)
Biological process (GO): translesion synthesis; regulation of cell cycle
Cellular component (GO): nucleus
Molecular function (GO): chromatin binding
Source: RefSeq, a predicted model, not a curated record
CCAAAAGCGUUAUCUUUAAAUCCGGACGCGGGGGUAUAGGCGGGCAGAGCGGCUUGUGGCACGGAGUGUGUGUGAGGCGACCAUGGUGCGGACUAAAGCAGAUAGCGCGGGAUCAUCCACCGGCAGCUACAGGAAAGCUGUUGCUGCUAGAGCACCACGGAAGUCUUUUGGUGCAACCCCUUCUUCCUCCAACCAUUCAACCUCUCCAACUGGGAAAAAAUCUGAAGGCAAGUAUGCUGGAGGUAAUCCUGUAUGUGUCCGACCUACUCCAACAUGGCAGAAAGGUAUAGGAGAUUUCUUUGGAUCCCCAUCUACUAGUAAUGAGGAAAAAGAGAACCACGUUGAAAAAGAGAACCGCGUGGAAAAAGAGAACCGCGUGCCUUCUGAUGACGAGGAAGAAGCAGGGGGCAGUGGAGUUGGUAAAGCACCAAGGAAAUCUCGUCCAUUGGUUGAUGAUGGUUCAGAUGAAGAGUGAAUAUAUAUUUUUUUAAUGUGUUAAAAAAAUUGAAUUGCUUGUAUAUUUGUAAAUAAAGUCCCCUUUUUUUU